CAGCUGGAAAGUUGAAGUCGUUGUUAAAUCCAUCUAUCCUCGUUCUGUGAGGAAAAGGACAAUCUCUAGUCAUAUUGUUUAACUUUCUAGUUCAGCAUUCACUGAUGAAUAAAUGAGAAUUGGAGCAGAGAAUGGCAAAUACUUAUGUCACUACAGCUGAUGGUUACUGUCUUGCUGAACCAGUACAGUACUAUGAUAUUCUGCCAGAGCAAAUCAACUAUCAGCUGCAUGGCACUGAUUUUCAAGAAUCAGCUUAUUGCCAGUAUUCUACUGUCCAGUUUCCAACAGCUCUACAGUCCCAAUCUUUACAAAGUCAUUUCAACACUUAUAGCUUGGACCCACAGUUCAGUGGUGAAGAAUGUGGAUUUGGUUCCUAUGAAUUAAAUAAACCCACUUAUGUGGUUGACCAUGAUGCUAAAGAUGGAUACUCUGGAAUAAAAAGGUCCAGAUUCACUCACUCUUCCAUUCGGAUUAAGCAACAGGAAGAACUCUGUGUAGUUUGUGGUGAUAAAGCAUCAGGAUAUCAUUAUAAUGCACUUACCUGUGAAGGUUGUAAAGGUUUUUUUCGACGUAGCAUCACCAAAAACGCAGUAUAUCGUUGCAAGAAUGGUGGCCACUGUGAAAUGGACAUGUACAUGCGUAGGAAAUGUCAAGAGUGCAGACUGAAAAAGUGUAAGGCAGUAGGAAUGUUGGCAGAAUGUUUGCUCACAGAAAUCCAAUGCAAGUCAAAGAGACUUCGAAAGAACUUUAAACAGAAGAAUAGUUUUUACUCUAACAUCAAAAUGGAAGAGGGAGGAGUAGACAACAAGCUUGUAUCAUCCACCACUAGAUCUGGAAAAGUGAUUCAGGAGAGCAUGGAACUAACUCAAGAGGAACAUCAGCUCAUUAAUAACAUUGUGGCUGCCCAUCAAAAAUAUACAAUUCCUUUAGAGGAAACAAAGAAAUUUCUGCAGAAGUAUGCAAAUCCUGAACUGAGCUUCUUGCGACUCUCAGAAACAGUGGUCCUACACCUACAGGGGUUAAUGGAUUUUACCAAGGGACUCCCAGGAUUUGAAAAUUUGACAACUGAGGACCAGACUGCAUUAUGCAAGGGAUCAAAAACUGAAGUGAUGUUCCUUCAUGGGGCCCAACUUUACAGUCAGAAAGAAUGUCUUUCAUCAGCUUCUGAAGGUACCAUGAGAGUAUCAGAUCAUUCAGAUCAUUCACUGAAUUGUCACAAUCAGAGUGAUAAUAGAAGUGUUAUUUAUUCUAUGGAAACAUUUUGCAAUGAAGACUGUCCUCCUACUACACUGACUGGUAUUGCUGAAGAAUUUAUUACCACAUUGUUUUACUUCUACAGAAGAAUGAGUGAACUUAAUAUUACUAAUACUGAAUAUGCUCUGCUUGCAGCAACAACUGUGUUUUUUUCAGAUCGUUCACACCUUAAAAAUAAGCAACAUGUGGAAAAUAUACAAGAACCGAUUUUACAAAUUUUGUACAAAUAUUCAAAAAUUUAUCAUCCAGAAGACCCACAGCAUUUUGCUCGUCUCAUAGGGAGGCUCACUGAACUGAGAACACUGAAUCACAACUACUCAGAAAUACUUAGCACUUGGAAAGCAAAGGACCCCAAAUUGACUGAACUCUUGGACGACAGAAAUGGAUUUUUCACUCUCCGCUCCAAUCUAUCACAGCACUUGCUAGUUUUCCUUGCAUUCUCUGACAAUAGCAGAAGCUUAAAGAACGUCUACGCUGAGGAGAAACAGAAUCCCGCGAAGAAUUGUUACCAACGUAAAGGAAAAUCUCGCGAGAAUCGGAAGCCGGGCAAACUCUCGCAGCUGACCGUUAUUUAG
This is a messenger RNA of Leptonychotes weddellii (Weddell seal), 1829 nucleotides long. RefSeq names its product bile acid receptor-like. Gene Ontology annotation, biological process: ecdysone receptor signaling pathway; negative regulation of transcription by RNA polymerase II; positive regulation of transcription by RNA polymerase II. Gene Ontology annotation, cellular component: nucleus; RNA polymerase II transcription regulator complex. The record is from RefSeq and is a predicted model, not a curated record. Gene Ontology annotation, molecular function: nuclear receptor activity; RNA polymerase II cis-regulatory region sequence-specific DNA binding; ecdysone binding. NCBI's taxonomy places the organism in Eukaryota, Metazoa, Chordata, Mammalia, Carnivora, Phocidae.